Messenger RNA from Notolabrus celidotus (New Zealand spotty), 3770 nucleotides. RefSeq names its product ectonucleotide pyrophosphatase/phosphodiesterase 4 (gene enpp4). The coding region runs from base 288 to 1664 and encodes 458 amino acids. The transcript is spliced from 7 exons. NCBI's taxonomy places the organism in Eukaryota, Metazoa, Chordata, Actinopteri, Labriformes, Labridae. The record is from RefSeq and is a predicted model, not a curated record.
AAAUAGAAAUUUGAUUUGUACGGUGGCCCUGAAGGACAAAACCAAUUUACAAAAACUGUACAUCCCUAGUACAAACAUUAAUGAGAAUAACUUAAAUUAGUUCAGUUAGCUGGUUUAUGGGUUAGCAUGACUUGGUUACACUUGUACUUUGCUAAGGGAGUUGACAUUGCAAAAAUUCCACCAUCUAAACAGUUGCUGUUAACAUUUCUGGUUCAAACAAGUGUUCUGUAGACAUACCAUAGUUGUGUGUUACAGUAGACUACAACUUGUUUUCAUUUCCCCUUAGGAUGUUACUCCAAAUACUGCUGGGCUUCCUGUGUGGCAUCGCGGCUCAGCAAGAUCCCCCACCGCCACUGCUGCUGGUGUCAUUCGACGGCUUCAGGGCUGAAUACCUGCAGAGGUUCCCCAUGCCAAACCUGAAGCUCCUGUAUGACCGGGGGGUCCUGGUGGAGGAGCUCACAAACGUCUUCGUCACCAAGACGUUCCCGAACCACUACAGCCUGGUGACGGGGCUUCACUCAGAGUCUCACGGUAUAGUAGCUAACGUCAUGUACGACCAGGUCAGCAAACAGCACUUCAAUGUCGGCAAGAAAAACGACCCCUGGUGGUGGAACGAGGCAGAGCCCCUCUGGGUUACGGCGCUGAACUCCGGCUACAAGACGGCGGCGAUGAUGUGGCCGGGCUCCGACGUAGCGAUAAGAAACCGUACGCCGACGCAUUUCAUGCCCUACGACUCCGGGAUGACGUUCCGGCAACGAUUGGGGACUGUGACCAGAUGGAUUCUGGGAGAUGGAAAGGAGGAAGGAGUGAAGUUCACAGCUCUUUACUGGGAGGAGCCAGACAGGUCGGGUCACAAGUACGGCCCUGACAACACCACCGCUAUGGCGAAAGUUUUAAAGGAGGUUGACGACAACAUCGGACUCCUGGUUUUGGAGCUGAAGCAGACCGGCCUAUGGGGUCACAUCAACGUCCUGAUAGCCAGCGACCACGGCAUGACUCAGUGCUCGGCUGAGCGUGUCGUAAGGCUGGACGACUGCAUCCACCCGGACAACUACACGCUGGUGGACCUUGCGCCUGUGACCGCCAUCAUCCCACACACAGAUCCAGGAGCCAUCGUUGAACAGCUGAAUAAGUGUCACACCCAUAUAAGGGCAUAUUUGAAAGAGGACAUCCCUGAGAGGUUCCACUACAGGAACAACAGACGCAUACCGCCAGUCAUCGUGGUCGCUGACGAGGGCUGGACCAUUUUGCAGCGUGGGAACAAGUUUGAGCAUUUGGGCAACCACGGCUACGACAACGCCCUAGCCAGCAUGCACCCCUUCUUGGCAGGGACUGGACCAAGCCUCCGUCAGGGUUAUCGAAUCAGCAGUUUAAAAAGCGUUGACAUUUACCCGCUCAUGUGCCGCCUGCUGUGGGUGCCCCCUCUUCCAAACAACGGCACCCUCUCCCACGCUCGGUGCCUGCUGGCUGUGGAGAACUGCUGGGAAGCCGGUCUGUCAGUGCUCCUGAUAGUGGGACUCCUGAUGCUUGUCAUGGCAGUAGCAAUUGUCCUCAGGUUGGUGUGCCGUCGAUGCAGCUCAGAACCCCUGAUGUUACAGAACUGUAUGGAGGCAGAACCCCUCAUCUUAGAGAGCGGUUUUGAGGCAGACAACAGCACCGUAUGACUGUCUCAGUGUUUCAACAGACGCUUUAUGAGUGGGAAAGACUGGCUGCAUUGGAAAGCCGUCAAAUGCCGCACUCUUUACGCCACGGCACGUGAAAAAAAAGUCUGGUGAGCUGAAGGAAGAGGAGAGUUGCUAUUGAAGCUAUGCGUUUAACAGAUGAAGGGAUGAAUAUAAAUCAACAAGGGAACAAAGCUGACUCAGGCUGCACCACAGUGUACAGAUUUUUUAAACUUUAUUUAUGAAACAUCCUUAAUGCAGUCCAUUUCCCACUUAAUGCAGAGAGGAAGGGACGUUCUUUGAGAGAGAUAUUACUGUUACUGUUCAUAAUUUUGCUGUUGUUAAACACUGUUUAGACUUGAUGCUGGUAAAGGGAAUAUUUAAGAGUCUUUGGUCAAGGAAUUAUGCUGAGAUAUGUUAAAUGUUGGUUGAAUGUUAAAUGUAAAUUACAUUUUAUUUAAUAAUGUUUCUAUUUUCAAAGAUAAAUAUAUAUAUAUGUAUUUUCUAUUUUGUUAUGUCACUUUUAGUCAGCAGAGGGAGCCAGUUUUUCCUUCCAGAUUUAAUAAUUAUCUCAGUGAGAUCCUGUCUUCCAUAAGUAGCAAGGCUCAUAAGUGUAUUCAGAGAAGUUUUUAUAUUUAUAAAUGUAUAAAUACAUUUAAAAAGUAUAUUUAUAAAUACCAUUAUUUUCUUAAUGACUUACCAGGUUAAAUAAAGGUUAAAUACAUUAAAUAUAUAUAUAUUUUACUGUAAUUAAAAAAAAACUACAAUCAAAAAAGUUAAAAGCAUAAAAUAAUGGUACAUUUGGUAAUAACUGCUACAAAAGCUGAAGUUCAGCUGUAUAACAUCUAUUUUUAAGCAUCUGGUUGGACUUUUCAACAAAGGAAUUUAACUCCAUAUUUGAUGUUUUUUACCUUUAGCACUCACUCUUCUUCUUUUUAACCCUCAGUAAACAUCUUGUUACACCAAAGCAAACAAUGGACUCAUCAGAGUGACAUGUAUAUAUUAUAUCUGACAAUCAGAUCUCCCUUGUUGAACAACAAGCUCCUUUGGUGUCCUAAAGCUUUUAAUAACAUCCUUUAAAGUCACAUUGUUUGACAAGGAGUGCAACAAUGUAGCUGUGUUGACUAAUCAUGGACAUUGUUUGUUUGAAGUCAGUCCCACAUACACUGCAGCUGCUGGAAAUACUCAGGAAGACAACUUCAAGUGAAAGUUAACUUCAACAUGUAUCUCUCUCACACACAAGACGAUUUAAGCUAGAUUUACUCCCAUGGUGAUGAUGAAUAUCAAACUUAUUUAAACUUAUAUAUUUACUACUCCAGGUAAAACCGCCUCUGACGUAACACCCGCAUUAACCAAUGAGAGCAGAGCACUGGGAAGCGUUACCAACCGGAGGCAGCGUUCUUACACAGCUCACGAGAGUGUCAGCGAACGUAAACACCAACAAACUAAGUAGAUUAAUAAUAAAAAGAAGACAAACACGUGGCAUUAUUUACCUGGGCUGUAUUCUUGUCCUCCUUUUUGUUUCCUGUGUCACGGAACACACACCGGGACCUCGUUUGUUUAUCACCUGAAGUCACGUUUAAUCCCGCGAGAUUACUUGAGAUCUCAUGUUUAGUGUGUGUUCAGAGGAUUAUGAUGUUAAAAAUGAGUAAAGUGUGUAGUCUCAUACUGUUUUUAAGUGGUUAAGAUUUAAAAUGUAUCCAGUGUGUCGCUAACUUAGCUGUCAAAAGAGAAGAUUGCACUUAAACACUUGCAUUGCACUGUAUGCACAUGUUCCCGUCCUGUUGCAUCUGCUUUUCUUGGUAAAAAGGAAGAAUAUUAUGUUUUCAUGAUUAUGUUUUGUCAGUUACACCUUUCUUAUACCUGUGAAACAUAAACUGUGCCAUAAAGCAAGUAGCAGUGUCAAACUCAGACCAGUGGUGUUAUAUGAGAUGCAGUGAAGAAACGACUAUAGUGUCAAAAUGAUGUCUUUGUGUUUGUAAUGUUUAAAUGUGUUUGUUCAUCAACAUUAUUCCCUCUUUCCUUGUCUUUCUUUUGUGAUCUCUAACAUAUAUUUUUCAUUCUAACCAAUCAUUCCUUGUUGUUGAAUAAAAUUCUGUUGAUUGAAAA